UGUACUCAUUUUUAGGUUGUUUUAUACUGUAGUGACAGUAAUUGGAAUACAACUGCAUUACUGUGUUCCAUUUCACUUUCUGUUUAUUCAUUUAAAAAAAUAACAUUGUUUGAAAUGACCCAGGUGGUGCUAGUGGGUGGAGAAGACGACAGAAGACUGUAAACAAACCAUAAUCAAAACAGGUUCUUAAUUCUGUGGAUGGCGGUGAACAACAGGACUCCUGAAAAUGAUUCUGCAUUCUAUACUCUCACUGGGUUUUAAAGCACUAUUAUAGUAAAAAGAUGGCUUCACAGACAGAUUCGAUACUGAGAGUUGGUGGCAGUUGCGGCAGCAUUGGAAGAAUUUGCAAUAAAGAGAACAAUCACAGAACCUGUUCUUCACAACCUUUCAACAAACCAUUAAUGUGCUUACUACACAAGAGGAAGAAAAGCCUCAAGCAUAAAGUACUUAAGUUGUUGGCACAAAUGAAGGGAACGGACAAAGAGAAAGAAGAUUUCACCUUUGAUGAGUCUAAAUGUAUCAUAAGAGAGCUUGCUGCUGAACUGAGCAAGGUAGUUCAGUCCUCACAGAUCAGCAACACCUCCCUUCUGACCAGAGUGAAUGAGGAUGGAUCUUGUCAAGAGGAGCGUCAAGACUUUAUACUGCAGUGGGCUGAGGAGCUGAAACACUCAUCACAGACACAACAGACACCAGCAGGGGAAAUCACAAGACACAGGAGGAGUGACAACCCUCCAGAUCAACAGAAACCAGACAAGGAACAGAAACUGAGGGAAGCCACGAAAGCCCUUUCUGAGUGGGCCUGGAGACUCAAGGAUACGGAACAGGACUCCGUGUGUCUGGGUGAGGAUGUGUGUUCAGUACUGCAGGAUCUGGAAAGACAGUGGAAGAGGGGGAAGCUUCCCAACAUGCUCCCUGUCAUGGACUUCCUCAUCUGGAGCAUACUACAGGAACAGCAGGAGGGUUCCAUUGUAAAGCAUUGGCUCAGAAAUAGACAAAGGUCCCGAAGCAGAGUGACUCUGAAUCGCGUUCCUGACUCAAUUUGGAACUUGAUUUUGAAAGCAUCAGUUGAGAUCACUCUGGAUGAAAAAACAGCCAACCCAAAUCUCUUACUGUCCGCUGACAGGAAAAGAGUGAAAAUGGCCACCAUCAUUGAGGAUGUUUUUGAUCCCCGGGAUGGAUACAGCCCUGGAUCCCACACGUAUGAUGGCUGGUGGUGUGUCCUUGCAAAGGAGGGCUUUACAUCUGGGAGACAUUACUGGGAGGUGAGAGUCUGGGGCAAGGCAGAGUGGAGGAUAGGUGUGGUUAGAGAGUCAGCACCGAGGAAUGGCUUUGCAAAUCUGAACACAAAAGCUGGUUACUGGAACUUGCGUCUGCAGCUUGGGGAGCUCAUGGCUCUAAGUGCACCAGUCAUUAAACUGAACCAGUCUCCACCCUCUAGGUUAGGGGUGUUUCUAGACAUAGAGGAGGGACAGGUAUCCUUCUAUGAUGCAGAGGAACGAUGCCACAUUUACACUUUUAAUGUCAAUUUUGAUAACUUUGGAAAGAUUUACCCUGUGUUUGGAACAAUUGAGACAGACAGAGAGCUGGUUAUUCUGUAGGGAAAAUAACUUGAUGCAAGCUGUCUGGCUUACUUUAUGGACAUCUCAAUGUAUAGUUGUUGACUGUCUCAACUGACAAUUCCCUGAGAUUACAAAAGGUGUUCCUCAAGAGUCCAUUUUAGGGCCGUUUUAUUCACACUGUAUGUAAGCAAUCGGGGGAGAACAGCCUUGGUCAGAGAGGUGACCAAGACACAAUGGCAGACACUCUGGACAGAGCUCCAGAGUUCCUCUGUGGAGAUGGGAGAA
Molecule: messenger RNA, 1844 nt
Organism: Oncorhynchus mykiss (rainbow trout)
Lineage: Eukaryota; Metazoa; Chordata; Actinopteri; Salmoniformes; Salmonidae
Product: SPRY_PRY_C-I_1 domain-containing protein
Molecular function (GO): protein binding
Source: RefSeq, a predicted model, not a curated record